Messenger RNA from Cornus florida, 1138 nucleotides. Its product is annotated as probable xyloglucan endotransglucosylase/hydrolase protein 23. Gene Ontology annotation, cellular component: apoplast; cell wall. The record is from RefSeq and is a predicted model, not a curated record. The coding region runs from base 65 to 940 and encodes 291 amino acids. Gene Ontology annotation, biological process: xyloglucan metabolic process; cell wall biogenesis. Gene Ontology annotation, molecular function: xyloglucan:xyloglucosyl transferase activity; hydrolase activity, hydrolyzing O-glycosyl compounds. NCBI's taxonomy places the organism in Eukaryota, Viridiplantae, Streptophyta, Magnoliopsida, Cornales, Cornaceae. The transcript is spliced from 3 exons.
AUAAACACUCGAUCUCACCAUCUUCAUGCACUUUCACAACACACAUAUAUUACCUUUUAGCUAGAUGAGUUCUCAAAUUGUAGUUUCAACUAAAAUGAUUGCCAAUUUGCUUGUGCCGCUCACCUUAUUGGUGGCGGUGGUGGCAUCAGCGAGCAACUUCUACCAGGAUUUCGAUAUCACAUGGGGCGAUGGCCGAGCACAGAUACACAACAACGGGCAGCUUCUGACGCUUUCCCUAGAUAAGGCCUCUGGUUCCGGAUUCAAAUCCAAGAACCAGUACUUAUUUGGGAAGAUUGACAUGCAAUUAAAACUCGUGCCCGGUAACUCUGCUGGUACUGUCACAGCAUAUUAUCUGUCAUCCCAGGGUAACACUCAUGAUGAAAUCGAUUUUGAGUUUCUUGGUAACCUAAGUGGAGACCCUUACAUACUACAUACCAAUGUGUUUACACAAGGAAAGGGUAACAGAGAGCAGCAGUUUUAUCUUUGGUUCGACCCAACUAAGGACUUCCACACCUACUCCAUUCUAUGGAAUCCUCAAACCAUCGUCUUCUCUGUGGAUGGGACUCCCAUUAGGCAGUUCAAGAACUUGGAAUCAUAUGGCAUCUCUUUUCCGAAGGACCAACCUAUGUGGAUAUACUCGAGUCUGUGGAACGCAGACGACUGGGCUACGCGAGGAGGACUUGUCAAGACGGAUUGGAGCCAAGCACCAUUCACAGCUUCAUAUCAGAACUUCAAUGCCCAAGCUUGCAUAUGGUCCUCAGCUUCGUCUUCCUCCUCUUGUUCCAACGCAUCUAGCAACAAUUCUUGGCUAACCGAGUCGCUAGACAACACCGGCCAAGAAAGAAUUAAGACGGUGCAAAAGAACUACAUGAUUUACAACUACUGCACCGAUGCCAAACGCUUCCCUCAAGGACUUCCUCAAGAAUGCUCACUAACAUGAAGGAAACAUAUACACAUAAAGUAGGUACUACUCCGAGAUCACGUCACAACCACCUCAUUUGUUGUUUGUUCUUUGAUUUGUAAUGCAAUAAGUUUCAUGUGUACAAAUUAAGAUUUUUUGGCACUAAUAAAUAUCAUAUAUAUCAAAGUACUGCUUUAAUGUUGAAUAAAAAUUAACCGGUAAUAUUGGCUUUGUCUA